CCCAAAAAAAAAAGAAUAAAAUAAAAGGAGGUGGGCCCAAGCCCACCAAUAAGAACACUUAAGACAGGUUAAAAGGAGCAGACAAAUAAUAGUUUUGAAUUCUCGGACAAAUCGCACGACUGGUCUUGUCCCCCUAGCGUAUCCCACGAAACUUUCUUCCUUUCACGCAUAGCAAUAUCCAAUCGCAGCCUUCACGUUGCGCAAAGUUGACGCCUUUUUUUGCAUCCUAGUUGUCCCAUCUCUUCUUCAAAUGUAAAGUGUUGUUCCGAGUUCUCAUCUGCUUCACACAGAUUCGUUACUGAAUCUUUGUGUUCUGUUUUGAAUCAAGUUCAGUGAACUAGCUAGGGUUUCUCUUAUGGAAUCGAACUUCUCUGGAACGGUCAACGGUUUCAAGUAUUAUGAUGUUGGUUUCUUACCAAAUCAGAAUCCUAAUCUCGGCUUCGGUGUUCCUUCCUCCAGCGACUUCGAUCUCCGUUUGGAUCAUUGGGUUCCAGCAACACAACAAGAUCAAGGUUUUGAUCUUCAUCAUCAACAACAGUACUCUCCUCCGGCUGAUGAGAUUGACUCCGAGAAUACCCUCUUGAAAUACGUAAACCAGCUCCUCAUGGAAGGGACUCUCGCCGAGGAGCAGACUACGUUCUACGAUUCUUUGGCUCUACGACAAACCGAGCAAAUGUUGCAGCAAGUCAUAAGCGACUCACAAGCUCAAUCUACGUAUACUAUUCCUGCUAAUUCGAUUACUAGUAGUAGUACUACUGGUGGUGGUAGUAGUUACUGGAGCAGUACUAGCAAUUCUAGUGUCGGAGGCCAAGUGUUGUAUGAUGAUGAUGCUGUUGGUGAUUCUGGUGUUAUUUCGUUUCAAGGACCAAACACUUUGCGUGGAUUCACACAGCCAACGAGUGAGAUUCUCGUCGGGAGCAUGUUUACUGAUACAGAUUCAGUUAACCAGUUCAAGAGAGGCCUUGAGGAAGCUAGCAAGUUUCUUCCUAACACCGAUCAAUGGAUCUUCAAUCCCGAUCACGAGGUGAAAGAAGAGAGAGGAUUGUCAGCUAGGAAAAAUCGUCACCGGCGGGAAGAAGAAGAAGAAGAUCUAGAGGAAGCUAGGAGCAGCAAACAAUCUGCUUUGACGGUUGUCGAAGAUAUUAAACUAACAGAGCUCUUUGACAAAGUCCUCCUUCUCGACGGCGAAAGCGAUCCGCAAGUCAUCGAAGAAGGCGACAGCGUUUCAAGCAAGCCUCAGGUCGCCAAGAAAGAAGGAGGCCGCACCAAAAAGAAGAGCCAAACAUUUGAUUUCCGCACGCUUCUCACUCUAUGCGCGCAAUCCAUUUCAGCAGGGGACAAGAUCACAGCCGACGAUUUGCUGAGACAAAUAAGGAAACAAUGCACGCCUCUGGGCGACGCGUCCCAGAGGCUGGCUUACUUCUUCGCCAAGGCGCUCCAGGCGCGUCUCGAAGGUAGCUCUGGAUCCACGAUCCAGAGCUACUACGACUCCAUCGCCUCCAAGAAACGAACGGCCGCUCAGACUCUUAAGUCCUACCACGUGUUCUUGUCCGCGUCUCCCUUCAUGACUUUGAUGUACUUCUACUCAAACAAGAUGAUUCUCGACGCUGCGAAAGACGCUUCCGUGCUUCACGUGAUAGACUUUGGGAUCCUCUACGGUUUCCAGUGGCCUAUGUUUAUACAGAAUAUAUCAAAAAGCAAGACCGGGCCGAGGAAGCUACGGAUAACGGGUGUAGAGAUUCCUCAGAACGGGUUCCGUCCUACGGAGAGGAUAGAUGAUACGGGACGGAGACUCACGGAGUAUUGCAAACGGUUCGGUGUUCCGUUUGAGUAUAACGCUAUCGCGUCCAGGAACUGGGAGACGAUACGGUUGGAAGAGUUCAAGAUCCGACCAAACGAAGUUCUCGCGGUUAACACUGCUCUCAGGCUCAAGAACCUUAGGGACGUGACUCCGGGAGGGGAAGAGGAUUGUCCUAGAGACGCGUUCUUGAAACUGAUCAGAGACAUGAAGCCUGACGUGUUCCUCAGCUCGACGGUCAACGGGUCUUUCAACGCCCCGUUCUUCACGACGAGGUUCAAAGAAGCUUUGUUUCAUUACUCGUCGCUGUUAGACAUGUUUGGUUCGACUCUUUCCAAGGAGAACCCGGAGAGGAUACAUUUCGAAGGGGAGUUUUACGGGAGGGAAGUGAUGAACGUGAUCGCUUGCGAAGGAGUGGAUAGGGUUGAGAGGCCGGAGACUUACAAGCAGUGGCAGGUGAGGAUGAUGAGGGCUGGGUUUAAGCAGAAGCCUGUGGAGGGAGAGCUUGUGGAGUCGUUUAGGGUGAAGAUGAAGAAGUGGGGUUACCAUAAAAACUUUGUGCUUGAUGAAGAUAGUAACUGGUUCUUGCAGGGCUGGAAAGGUCGCAUCCUGUUCUCUUCUUCUUGUUGGGUCCCUUCUUAGCUUUUGUAUUUAUGUUUUGUUUGUUUCUUCUUCUACUUGGUUGGUUUUCCUUUGCUCUG
Molecule: messenger RNA, 2499 nt
Organism: Brassica oleracea var. oleracea
Lineage: Eukaryota; Viridiplantae; Streptophyta; Magnoliopsida; Brassicales; Brassicaceae
Product: scarecrow-like protein 31
Exons: 1
Coding region: 356-2440 (694 amino acids)
Biological process (GO): regulation of DNA-templated transcription
Cellular component (GO): nucleus
Molecular function (GO): sequence-specific DNA binding; DNA-binding transcription factor activity
Source: RefSeq, a predicted model, not a curated record